Messenger RNA from Lolium perenne, 1215 nucleotides. The record is from RefSeq and is a predicted model, not a curated record. NCBI's taxonomy places the organism in Eukaryota, Viridiplantae, Streptophyta, Magnoliopsida, Poales, Poaceae.
CAUCCGGCGCUAUUCUGCAAGUGUCGCCGUCCUAUAGCUAGCUAAGCUUUGCUCAUGCAAGACCUCGCGGCUUCGCCCAUGCCGUUCCCGCACAGCGCGCCGCUCUACAUGCUAUACGGCGCCUCUAACUUUCCAGACCAUCAUGGAGAUCCCCACCAAGACGAGGACGGUGGCGGCUUCGAGUUCGCCGCGCUGGCCAAGAACUUCGACGACAACGACUGCGCCGCGCCGCGCGCGUGCGCCAGCGACGUGUCGGCCGCGUUUGCCGACGAGAUGUUCCGUGGCGGCGUGCUCAUCCCUCUGAAGCUGCCCCCGCGCCUGCAGCGUCCCGCCGCGUCGUCGGCCGCCACGUCGCCGACCACGCAGCUGGGCAGGGUGCCGUCGUGGAGCCCGUUCGCGAGCAGGCGGACGCAGAAGGGCCUGGACCCGUUCGCCGCCGCGCUGGAGAACGUUCGCCGGGAUGGUGCCGCACCCGCGCCCAGGCGAGCAAGGUCACUCUCGCCGCUGCGAGGAGCCGCGGCGCGGUUGAGCGGCUCGCGUCCUGCGGGCUCCAUGGCAGCCGGGCAGAAGACGAGCGCGAGACCAACGUGGAGGAGGAGAGGCGCGAUGCAGUUUCUGUGUUGGGCCGUCAUGGCGAGUGCGUCGGCACCGAGAGCCCUUCGGCGACGACACCGGAAGCACGGCGGCAGCCCAGGUUUCCUGGUUUGCUUUGGGGUGUAAGAGCAUCUCCAGUCGCGUCCCCCAAACCGUCCCCCAAAGGGAUUUGGGGCGCGCCGGACAGAAAAAGCGUUCCAGCCGCGUCCCCCAAAGCCCUUUUUUGUCCGGCGCGCCCCUAUACGGUGUCCAGCGCCCCGAGCCCGUCCCCGUCCCACAGGGGACGCUCCGGGGACGCCGGACACAACGAAAAGCGAGGCGGGCUCCCACAUGUCGGCGACUAUUUGCAUAAACCGUUGGUUCGCGUCUCUUUUCUCGUCGCUCCUUCCUUCCCGCGCCUCCCACCCCACCGCCGCCGCUGGAUUUCCCGGCCGUUUGGGCGUCUGAUCUGUGCUGCGAGUCAGCACCGUUGUCGCGGCUGGGGCUCCCGCCGGUCGUGCCGCCGCCGCCGCGUCGCCAGCGCCUCCCAGAACGCGCCGUCAAAUCCGCCCCACCUCCGCGCACAGAAGGUGCUCGACGACUUGCCAGCCAUGGACAGCGACGAUGAGAUGGUUGCCCUGC